AUGGCUGCGAUUGGAACGUCUCCUAGGGGAGUAUCCCCGGUGAGUCCGGCCUCUUCGACAGGUCAGAUUCCAUUGGAGCGACCCCCUAAACUCAAAGGGCGGCACAAAUUGCUGCAAAGUCUCCAGCGUAUCUCGUCUUCCCCAAGCUUGACUCGCCGCGGUCGCUCGGCCUCCACGGGCUACCGCCGCGACGGAAAAGCCUCUUUAUCCUGCGUCUCUCUCUCCCAAUCGUCAUACACCCCUUGCCUCGGCAAUGGAAGCUCCUCUCAACUCUAUGGUGGACUAAAUGUCCGCCCCAUGACUUCUGGUCAGUCUGCCGGCCAGUAUGAGACUCCCGAUGGCAAUGCCCGACUCCGCCUCGUGGGAUCCGACUCUCCGAACGGGACCCAGUACAGGACAGUCCCUUUGCCGACGGACAUGAGACCGGCAUCCCGCCGCGGGUCUCCCUUAAGUUGUGAUGCCCUGGAUGUCUCUUCGUCGCCGACCCGCAAGCCGAAGAAGCCAUUCGACUUCUGGGGAAGUCUGCCGGAGGAACUCCGAAUGCUCAUCUUCCAGUAUCUAACUCCGAAAGAAAUUGUUCGCUGCUCUGCCGUCUCCAAAGCCUGGAACAAAAUGUGCUACGACGGGCAGCUGUGGUCCAAGGUGGACACGACCGACUACUAUCGCGACAUCCCCAGCGAGGGCCUGGUGAAGUUGAUCGCUGCCGGCGGCCCGUUUGUGCGAGACCUCAACCUCCGAGGCUGUAUCCAAUUGCGAGACAAGUGGCAGUCCGAGGGCGAGCGUAUCACCGACCUGUGUCGCAACGUUGUCAAUUUCUCGCUCGAGGGAUGUCGCAUUGAUAAGACCUCUAUUCACUACUUCCUGUUACGGAAUCCUCGCCUCGAGUACAUCAACCUCUCCGGCUUGGCGGGCGUGACCAACUCGGCCAUGAAGAUCAUCGCCCAGUCCUGUCCGCAACUCGAGAUCCUGAACGUGUCUUGGUGUACGAGUGUGGAUACUACCGGCCUGAAGAGGGUCGUGAAGGCCUGCCCCAAGCUGAAGGAUCUUCGAGCUAGCGAAAUCCGCGGGUUCGACGACACGGACUUUGCGAUGGUAUUGUUCGAGCGCAAUACCCUGGAGCGUCUAAUCAUGAGCCGCUCGGACUUGACAGACGACUUCUUGAAGACUCUUGUUUAUGGCCUCGACCCAGAAAUGGACCUGCUCCUCGAAAGACCCGUCGUACCUCCCCGUCGCUUCAAGCACCUCGAUAUCCACCAGUGCCCGGAAUUAACGGAUGAUGGCGUCAAGGCUCUUGCCUUCAACAUCCCCGAUAUCGAGGGUCUCCAGCUUUCUCAGUGCCCCGAGCUAAGCGACGAGUCUAUUAUGGCUGUUGUGCAAACCACGCCCCGUCUGACCCACAUCGAACUCGAAGACCUGGAGAGGAUCACGAACAAUUCUCUCAUUGAACUCGCCAAGUCGCCUUGUGCCCCGCUUCUUGAACACCUCAACAUCAGUUAUUGCGAGAGCCUGGGAGAUAUCGGCAUGCUUCCAAUCGUCAAGAGUUGCCCCUCUCUUCGCACGGUGGAAAUGGACAACACUCGAGUCUCGGAUCUUACCCUGAUGGAAGCCAGCUAUCGUGUCCGGAAACGUGGCUACGACGAGAACCUUCCCCAAAUUGGCCUGCGCCUGGUCGUCUUCGAUUGCGCUAACGUUACCUGGGCGGGGGCUAGGGAGGUUUUAUCGAGCAACGCCUAUAUCCCUCGCUCCCGCAAAUCCCUCUCGUCCCUCUCCGUGGUUGCGCAGGCUGUCUUGCCCAGCCAUAAUGGAGGUUCUACGACGAUGGUUGCGUCCUCGAUCACCCCUCCGCCUCCACCCCCGGUGUAUCCCAACGAGAUCAUUCAUCUCAAGUGCUUUUAUGGCUGGCAGAUGACCGUGGACGAGCACAACAAACGAGUCCUGCGCGGCGAUCUUGCCGCCGCAAGCCGACUCGAUCGGAAAUGGGCCGACUACAUGAUCGCCACCGAAGAAGCCGGGGUUGCCGGCGCGGGUGCCCGGCGUAGACGACGUCGCGCGCGUGAGGCCGAGAGAAUCUACAAUGCCGAUGACGAUGACGACGGUGCAUUUGGGGGCCUUGGUGGCCGACGCAGGCGAGCGCAAAGUGGAGGAUCCUGUGCGAUCAUGUGA
This is a messenger RNA of Aspergillus melleus, 2163 nucleotides long. Its product is annotated as F-box domain protein. Gene Ontology annotation, cellular component: SCF ubiquitin ligase complex. Gene Ontology annotation, molecular function: protein binding. Gene Ontology annotation, biological process: SCF-dependent proteasomal ubiquitin-dependent protein catabolic process. The record is from RefSeq and is a predicted model, not a curated record. Lineage: Eukaryota; Fungi; Ascomycota; Eurotiomycetes; Eurotiales; Aspergillaceae. Bases 1 to 2163 code for a protein of 720 amino acids. The transcript has a single exon.